UCUCUGCUCGAGCCGCGUCUCUAUGGCGGCCUCGGCAGCUCACUAGGCGCAAAGCGACAUGAACGCGGAUGCUGAGGGCCACGGCGGUGCUGUGGUCUCCGCGCAGUCUCCAGAGGGCAGUCCCGGGGCGGAUGACUUCGUCCCGUCAGCGCUGGGGACACGAGAGCAUUGGGAUGCUGUUUAUGAGAGAGAACUGAGAACAUUCCAAGAAUAUGGGGAUACAGGAGAAAUCUGGUUUGGGGAAGAGAGUAUGAACCGACUAAUACGGUGGAUGCAGAAACACAAGAUCCCAUCGGAUGCCUCAGUGCUUGAUAUUGGAACUGGAAAUGGUGUUUUCCUUGUUGAACUUGUGAAACAUGGUUUCUCUAAUAUAACUGGGAUUGAUUAUUCUCCUUCUGCAAUUAAGCUUUCUGCAAGUAUUUUAGAGAAAGAAGGGCUAUCUAACAUUAACUUGAAGGUAGAAGACUUUUUGAAUCUUUCCACAAAGCUGUCUGGAUUUCAUGUUUGUGUUGACAAAGGGACUUAUGAUGCCAUAAGUCUUAAUCCUGACAAUGCAGUUGAGAAGAGGAAGCAGUAUGUGACGUCUCUCUCCAGGGUGUUGGAAGGAAAAGGAUUUUUUCUAAUAACCUCAUGUAAUUGGACCAAAGCAGAGUUGCUAGAUGCGUUCAGUGAAGGAUUUGAACUUUUCGAAGAGCUGCCAACACCCAAGUUCAGCUUUGGAGGUAGAUCUGGAAACACUGUAGCAGCUUUGGUUUUUCAAAAAAGGGAGACUUCCUUGGACAAAAUCAGUUAGCUUUCUAGAAGAAACUGCAAAGCAAACUUGAUACAGAAGAAGCAAGUACAAAUAGUGCUUAGUAAGUACCCAGGCUUAGUAAGAGCAAAUACUGCUUAGUAAGUACUCAGGCUACACAGACUGAAUAUGAAUAAUGGCUUGAUGGGAAGCCACAAGCAUGGGAAUCAGUAUUUAGAUAUCAACUAAGAAUAAUUUAAGAUUUUCUUUUGUAUUUGAAAUAUAAAUAUUUUUAUUGUGAUAUAUGACAGUUUUCUAUAGUUGUUAAUCAGUUGAGAACUUCAAAGCAGUAAAUGAAUUUAUAGAAAGCAUUUGGUUUUGGUUUUUGUGCUUUGAUAUAGUUGAAUAUGGCUAUUUAUGAAGACUUGAGCAAACUGUUUCAAGGCCAGAAUAGUGAAGCUUUUUUUAUGCAUUAAUAGAAUAUGAUGUAUGAUAAACAAUGCCAUUUUGGGUUUAUAGCUGGUAGAGCUCCAUGAUUGUCAUAUGUAUUAAGCAAAAUCAGAGAAAUUGAUUAAAUACAUUUAUUUAUUUAAUUAGAGAUAAUGUCUCACUAUGAGUCCCAUUUGGCCUAGAAUUCACAGAGGUCCACCUGCCUCCACCUCCUUAGUGCUGAGACUAAAGAUAUAUAAAAUAUGUAUAUACAUAAUAUUAUGCAUAUGAAAUAAUAUAAUGGUGUUAUGUAUUAGUUUAUGUAUAGGAGAGGUGCAGCUGAGAGAGAAGACACUUUUGCUAGGUCAAAUAGUACCAGAUGGAGCCAAGAUUGGGUCUGACUGACUCUAGAACCUUUCUUCUAACAGUCUACCUCCCAGGUGCCAAAUCUCUGUUUUAUAGCACCUGUAAGCCAAGGUUACAUACACAGUUCAGGUGGGCCCUUAACCUCUAGGCGCUCUAUAACCCUUUGUCAUUGUUGAUCACUAACUGGCUAGUCCACGCUGGACUUUGAAAACACCUGAGUCUUAUGAUAUCCAUUAUUAUUCCUUAUCAACUAUUGAUUUUGAAAGACUUUCCUUUAGCAAGAACUGAAUUUUAAGUAAGGUAUGACACAUUGUAAUUCUAGCACUCAGGAGGGUGAAGUAGGAGGUGGAACUGUGGUGUGGUGUGGGGUAGAAGCUGGAGGAAAUUGCCAUGUAAACAUGCAGACCAGAGUUCAGAUCCCUAGUACCUCUGUAAAAUGCUGUGUGUAGCAAUAUGCACUUAGAGUCUCAAUGCUCAUGAGGCAGAGACAGGAUUCCUUGAAGCUUGAUGGUCAGGCAGUCUAGUUUUGAAUCAAUUGGCUCCAGGUUCACUCAGAUAUCCUGUCACAAAAAAUAAAGUUGAAAACAAUUGAGAAAGA
Molecule: messenger RNA, 2123 nt
Organism: Mastomys coucha (southern multimammate mouse)
Lineage: Eukaryota; Metazoa; Chordata; Mammalia; Rodentia; Muridae
Gene: Eef1akmt2
Product: EEF1A lysine methyltransferase 2
Exons: 6
Coding region: 59-793 (244 amino acids)
Biological process (GO): peptidyl-lysine monomethylation; peptidyl-lysine dimethylation
Cellular component (GO): cytoplasm
Molecular function (GO): protein-lysine N-methyltransferase activity
Source: RefSeq, a predicted model, not a curated record